Messenger RNA from Ictalurus furcatus (blue catfish), 1095 nucleotides. RefSeq names its product low choriolytic enzyme. Bases 16 to 921 code for a protein of 301 amino acids. Gene Ontology annotation, molecular function: zinc ion binding; metalloendopeptidase activity. Lineage: Eukaryota; Metazoa; Chordata; Actinopteri; Siluriformes; Ictaluridae. The transcript is spliced from 10 exons. Gene Ontology annotation, biological process: proteolysis. The record is from RefSeq and is a predicted model, not a curated record.
ACUGGGCCCCGCCCCAUGCUUGGGACGCCCCUGCAUGUAGAAGAAUAUAAAAACACCCUUUACUUUAAAAAGUUGUUUCUUUCUGGAUGUUUGAGGUUGCUGAUCAUGCUGACAAUGUAUAAGGUGACUGCGGGUCUUGUGGCCCUGCUACUGGUCAGCACUGUGAGAGCUGAGGUAGGGUUAUUGCUGUUAAUCAAAAUUAUUAAAGAAAAACAUGUGUUGUCUGUGGGAGAGCUCCUGGAGAGGGCUAAUCGAGACAUUGUUCGUGGUGCUGACGAACCAACAGUUGUUGGGGACAUUGCAGUUGAAGACGAUAAUGGAAGGAAUGCUGAUCCCUGCAUAUCUACUGGCUGCAAGUGGCCCAAGUCCAGUGAUGGACUGGUGUACGUACCCUACAUCAUUGCCAACCACUUCUCCUCCCGUGAGCUGCAGGUCAUCCAGCGAGGUCUAGAUUCUUUUGCAUCUGUUUCUUGCAUUCGUUUUGUUCCACGCUACAAUGAGAGGGAUUAUCUCAGCAUUGAGUCGCGCAGCGGAUGCUACUCCUAUGUUGGACGGCUUGGUUAUGGUCAGACUGUGUCUCUGGACCGCAAUGGCUGUAUCUACCACAACACUGUCCAACAUGAGCUACUUCAUGCUCUGGGAUUUAACCAUGAACAGACCCGCAGUGACCGUGACAACCACAUCCGUAUCCUCUGGGAAAAUAUUAUUGAAAACAUGAAGUAUAACUUUGACAAGAUUGCUACUCUGAACCAGGGAACUCCCUAUGACUACAACUCUGUGAUGCAGUAUCACAGAACUGGAUUCUCUAAGAAUGGUAAACCCACCAUGGAGCCCAUCCCCAACAGCAAUGUAGAAAUUGGCCUGGCCAGAGAGAUGAGCCAAAAUGACAUUGUUAGAAUCAACAGAGUCUAUGAGUGCUGAACAUGGGAACAUUAAAUACUUGUGGUCUGUGAUGUGGCAAAUAUCCAAGGACAUAUGUCACUUUCAAACCAAAAGGAUCUCUGUCUGAUAUUCUGUUUUACUUCAUGGCUGAUGUAAUCAUAAAAAAAAUGUAAAAAGUAAACAACUGAAAUAAACUAAUGAACUAAUAUUAAA